Molecule: messenger RNA, 1415 nt
Organism: Chlorocebus sabaeus (green monkey)
Lineage: Eukaryota; Metazoa; Chordata; Mammalia; Primates; Cercopithecidae
Source: RefSeq, a predicted model, not a curated record
CAAACAUGCAACAAAGGAUAUCGAAAGUUUAGCGAAAAUGGCAACAUUUUGGAAUAAAUGACCAUAAUGUGUAUUCUGCGUGCCACCCUAACUGGCGCAGAUUUUGCAGCUCAGUUGUUUUCCCUGGAAGCUGUGUGGCCGAGAGGAGGAAGAGUAUCUCUGGGAUUUCAGCUUGGAGGAGAAAGAAUUCAGGCUGCCGGAACUGGACUAGCACUUCUGAAUAUCCCGAGGUGAGGUCUCGUGACUUCCUUGGGAAGCUCUACCGCGCCUGCACCCCCACCCCACCCCACAACCACCACAAUAGGCUGCUGGAGUCUUGGGACCACCCAGGUCUGCUGCCUAAAUCCUUGCUCGCUUAGGGAGAGGAGGAGUGUUCCUGCGGGGCGGGGGCUUGGGGAAGGGAGGCUUGGGCAGGAUUGUAGGGUAAGAUCGCCCUGGUGACGAGGAGCGGAUCUAGACCUCAGCCUAAUAAAGGUUGCUUAUAAAGGUGUCGUAAAUAAAGGACAGGGCGGUGCCCACGGUUGCUAGGGGCGCAAGCGUCUCCGGGCUGCCAGAAUGACUCCAGCUCUGUGCGCGGCGCCAGUCCAUGUCAUGUUCCGGCUGUGUCUCUGGGUCCCACGGCCCCCUGCUCACGUGGCAACUACUGUGGCUACUCGUCCAGGCGGCUCAGCCUCUGGAGUGGGUCCAGGACCCGCUGCAGCUGAUCUCCGACGCCCUGUGGCAGAUGAGCCCUUGUCUUCCCUCUCCUCCGAUCUCCCACCCGAAUCGCCCCAUGCGCUUACCCUCCCGCCACCUCGCAGACCCGGGGGCUUUGAACAUCUGGGGUCCUCUGCUUCCUCCCAGAUGUCAGCUCCGGCUCAGGAAUUGACUGAGACUUUGACCAAGACUUUGGUUCCAUUCCUGGACACGGAUUCAGUCGGAGAGCUGCCCCCGUGGCCAGAGCAGUUCCUUGCUGCACACCAGAAUCUGAAUGACAAGCUGACUCGGCAAGAAAGGCUCCCAGAGGUGGUCCCAAUGCUGGACUGGGAUCAGAACCAGGCCCUAGCUCGGCCUCUUUGCCUCAAAAGUAAGGUUAAAACUGCAAAUCUAGAUCAGGCUGCAGAUCAUCAGGUAUAUGAAAUACUUGUUCUACCUCUAGAUAGAAUUCAAAAGCAACGAAGCUUAUUGUUUGGCCCAAGAACCUGAAGAAAGGUCUACCUCAGCAUGGAGGCUUGCUAAGGUUGUGGCUGGAACUCCACAUCGAUUUGUAUCAAACCUCAGCGUCAGAAACAAACUUUGCAGGAUAUUUAAAUUCAAGUAUGAAUAUACUGUAUCCAGGUACCCUGUCCCCAGAACUCCAGGUGAACUCAGAUGAGCCUCCAGGGCCUCCUGAGCAAGUUGGACUUUUUCAAUUUCAUCUAGAGCCAGAAACUCAA